Ctenocephalides felis (cat flea) is the source of this 2961-nucleotide messenger RNA. RefSeq names its product supporter of activation of yellow protein-like. The coding region runs from base 1 to 2961 and encodes 986 amino acids. The record is from RefSeq and is a predicted model, not a curated record. NCBI's taxonomy places the organism in Eukaryota, Metazoa, Arthropoda, Insecta, Siphonaptera, Pulicidae. The transcript is spliced from 13 exons.
AUGGAAAUUAAUAAAUCUGUGCAAGGUAACUCGACUUCAGAAAUUUUAUCACCUUCUACAGACUCUCAGUGCAAAAGUCCAAGUGUUGAUAAAAUAAAGCUAAAGUUAUCCAAAACGGGGCAGCAUCCUCAUAUUGUUCACGGAGAACAGGAUGUUAACACUGCUUCUAUGAAACGUGCAUUAAUGAAUCCUGAUUUAGAUAUUAUUGAAGUGAAACGCCCUUGUGUGGAUUCUAUAUACUCUAGGUUGCCACCAGAUGUGUCAAUAUCACCAAUAAAACAACAGCAAGCAUCACCAACAGUAAAGCAAACUGAGAAGCAGAAGAGUGAGAAAAGACUUAGAGACAUUUUAUCUAAACUGCACCAAAAAUCAACAGAACAACCAAGACAAGAUUCACCACUUCCGUUACAAAGGGUUUUAAUUGAUGAAGCACAUGACAACUCUAGCUCUUCUGGUGAUUGCAUUUUGAUAGAGGAUGAUCCUAUUGCAGAUACUGGAAAUAACCAAUAUCUUAAGUUUGGGAAAGAUAUUGAAUUAAUACGUAUGGGUGAAUCAAUGGCACAGAAUGUCGUGUCUCCUACUGUUACAACUCCUAACAGAGGAACCAUGCCAAGGAAACGAGGAAGACCAAGAAAAGAUGCUAACUUAAUUGCGCAAAAGAAAGAACAACUUGCUCAAGAAAUGCUACAAAACAGUCUCUUUCCAGCACAGCAUAUGCUUGAAGGUCUAAUGACUGGAUCUGGUGAAAGCCCAGUUAGAACAAGUCGUAGAAGUACCAGAGGACGAUCAUCAGUGGGUAAAGGAGGUAUGAUUUCUACCACACCAAGGGGGCGUGGCAGAGGCCGUGGCUCUAAACAGCAAGCUCUUCAGGUUUCAAUGGAACAGCAGAGGAUUCAACAAAUGCUGAAUAUCCAGGACCAAAUCAUUCAGCAGCAAGCUUCGGGUGAUAAUGCACAGGUUGCAUUGAAAAGUCCAGAAUCAUGGCAAUCUCAAAAUCAACAAAGUGGAAAUCUAGAAUCAUUUCAAGAUAAGAUUAAAUCUUUGACGAAACAACAUCAGGAAAUGGUGUCAAAUUCGGAUCCUCUUCAAAAUUUGCAAGCGAUGACCAGUAAUAUACCCAUUGAUUUGACUGGAGCUGAUGAUAGUUCAGAUGCUGUUAUACCCUCAACUCCUAACCAAGUGACGACUCCUCAAGAUUCUCAAAAAGAAAUGGUUGAAAAUAUGGAUACAAGUAUAUUAUCUCCAGAAGGAAUUUCUCCGUCAUCCAUUAUGAAGACUCCAGGUUCAACAAGAGCGCCAACUAGAGGUAGAAGGGGAAGAGGAUCCAGAGGAAGUCGAGGUUCUCCUAAAAAGAGAGGAAGCAGCUUGAAGGAAAAUCCACUUCCAAUGUUUGAAGAGGAUACAAGAAUGAGUGCUGAUCUUGGGAAUAAAAGUACUCCUGGAAUGCCUAUAAAAAGUGGAGUUGGUGAAGGAGCAGAUGAAUCUCAAAGUUCAAUGCACAGCUCAGCUAAUGAAAACUCAAAAUCCAAACGUGGAAGGAUGGAAGUCGGAGAUUCUGAAGGCAAGCUUGAGUUUACUGUUGAUAUGAUAGCCGAAUACCUAUGGCCCCAGCCCGAAGUGGCUUCGCCUACUAGUACUGCUACUGUUAACCAGAACAACAACACUAAUUCAGUUUCUAAUAAUACUUCUACUACAACUAAUGGUACCUCAAAUAGUUAUGAAGAAAAAUUGUUCCCUGAAAUGUAUAUGAUACAAGAACAAAUAGCCUUAUAUCUUGGUGUUACGAGUUUUAAAAGAAAAUAUCCUGAUGUGAGAAGAAGACAAGUUGAAAUGAGGGAAAGAGAUUAUAUUAUGAGUAGAAAUCUGGUUACUGAAACGUUGUGUGAUUUGGGUUUAACUGCCAUUCCUACAUGUGAAGUGCUUGAUAUUAUGUCUGCUGAUUUUCCUCAGAAAUAUGAUGAGUAUAAAAAAUAUUUACGAGAUAAACAAGCUAAAGAACUUGCUAUAAAACAACGAGCAAUGAACAAUGAUAGAAAUAAACAAAGAAGUAUAAAAGACCGCGCAAUCAGUUCUGCUUCAUCUUGGAACAGUAAAUUUAAUAAAGACCGAAUGGAGAAUCGUAAAGGUGGUUGCUUAGAUCUUCAAACAUAUGUUAUACAGAAAUCAAAAUCGGUUCGAAGAGUGCAAAGUCCAUCUAAAACAAAACCGGGUCAUUAUCCAGUUGCUUUAGUUCCUGGACAAUUUUGUGACUACUACAAGAAAUAUUCACCCAAUGAGCUUAGAUAUUUCCCAUUGGAUACUGUUUUGUAUGGUCCACAGAAGCCUAACCAACAAACACUCCCAAUUGUUGUUAACCAAGGUUCAGAUAGUUCAUCAUCCAGUUCCAGUUCUAGUGGUUCAGAUAGCGAUUCAAGUUCUGAUGAUUCAGAGGAUGAAGAUGGUCCUUCAAAUUCUGAUCGUUCAUGCCGAUUAUGUAAAGUUUCAAAACCAGGUCAAGAAUUUGUUCAAUGCACUGGCUGUAAAGCGCAUGUGCAUGCUCUGUGCGCAGGAUUACGAUCGAGAGAAUCUAUUUUAUUAUCAAAAUCUUAUGCUUGGAGAUGUAUGGAGUGCAAACAGUGCUUGCAAUGUUGUAAACCAAUACAGGCAGCUGCCAAUGGAGAUAAUUCUCUAUCUAAUGGAUUGAAUUCAAAUCAAAAAUCUCCAAAUGUGUUGCGCUGCGAACGUUGUGAUCGAUGCGCUCAUGUCGCCUGCAUUGGCAAUGGUUCUAAUAGUUCAAGUUCUAAAUGGUCUUGCACUUUAUGCAGUACAUGUGCUCGUGCAAAUCACACUGAUUCUGGUAUAACAAAAAUAGUACAAAUGCAACUUCAAUUAAGCAGUGGCGAAGGGUGGACACUCCGAGAGGUCCAAGGCAGUUGUGUCAGCCCUGUGCAGUGUAAGUUUAUAUUAUACAUAAAAUUAUAG